Messenger RNA from Endocarpon pusillum Z07020, 663 nucleotides. RefSeq lists its product as uncharacterized. Gene Ontology annotation, molecular function: heme binding. Bases 1 to 663 code for a protein of 220 amino acids. Gene Ontology annotation, cellular component: intracellular membrane-bounded organelle; membrane. The transcript has 2 exons. The record is from RefSeq and is a predicted model, not a curated record. Lineage: Eukaryota; Fungi; Ascomycota; Eurotiomycetes; Verrucariales; Verrucariaceae.
AUGUCUACAGGUUUAGUAUCCAUAGAAGAGAUUUCGAAACAUGAUUCGCCGUCUGACUGCUGGCUCGUGAUUGACAACCAGGUGUGGGACAUGACCGAGUUUGCACCCUCCCAUCCGGGCGGUCCAGGCAUAAUACAUCGCUACGCCGGACGUGAUGCCACUCAAGCCUACUCCGAGAUCCAUGCUCCAUCAAUCAUCAAAGACAACCUCCCGGCUAUCAACCUCAAGGGCAGCCUAGACCCUUCAACCAUCAACGAUGAAUGGCUCAAACCACCCCCUACUGCCCCUCAAGCCACACCUCCCGGAGACAACUCGCAACCCGACCUCGACACCAUCAUCAACGCCCACGACUUCGAACUCGCCGCCCAGAAGACCUCUACCGCCAAAACAUGGGCCUUUUACUCCUCCGCCGCCAACGACCUCGUCACCCGUGACGCCAACAGAUCCCUCUACUCACGCAUCUGGUUUCGGCCACGAGUCAUGCGCAACGAUGAACUCGAGGUGGCGAUGCGUAAUUGUGGAGUUACGAGUCUGGAGGAGGUCGGGCCGUGGUUGGUGAACACGGCGGAUCUGGACCAUUUGGUUCCCGCGGAGGAGGGGCAUCCCUAUGCGAGGGAUUGGAGGAGAGGAAAAAGGGAAAAUGGGUUGAAAGCGAAGCUGUAG